AAUAUGAAAAGUACUUGUGUUUAGGGAAACGCAAACGUCAACAAACCGUCGCCACAUACUCACAUUAUGGAAUAAAUUGCAUAAAUUAAUUUGUUAAACAUAGUUUGGAGUUAGGGUUAGCGAUCGAAAUAACUAAUACAUACCUGCACAUAUCCGUAACAGAUUGCUAACGCUUGCCGCCGUUAACUGACGUGGACCUGCUGCUGUUGUUGUAACUUCUCUGCUGAUUACAGCCGCUGCGUGCCACAACAUGUCCGCACGUCGCCGGGGUCAAACGAAAGACGGCCGGGAGCUCGUCGAGUCCAUGGCCGAUGCAGAAGACAAAGAGGAGAAGCCCGAUUUGCUCGGCGAUAGACGCAACAUUGCCAUACUCCUGUUCCUGUACGUGCUGCAGGGCAUUCCCAUUGGCCUCAUUGCUGCAGUGCCCAUGCUGCUACAGAAUCGCGGCGCCAGCUACAAACAGCAGGCGGAGUUCUCCUUUGCCUAUUGGCCCUUCAGCAUCAAGCUGCUGUGGGCGCCCAUUGUGGACUCGCUGUAUGUGCGACGUUUCGGACGCCGCAAGUCGUGGCUGGUGCCCGUACAGUAUCUGCUGGGCGGCUUCAUGCUGCUGCUGUCGGCGCACGUGGAUCGCUGGCUGGGCGGCGAUGGCAUCGAACCGAAUGUGCCGCUUCUGACGCUGUUGUUUUUUGUGCUCAACUUUUUGGCCGCCACGCAGGACAUUGCCGUCGAUGGCUGGGCCCUGACCAUGCUGAAGCGCUGCAAUGUUGGCUACGCAUCCACCUGCAACAGCGUGGGCCAAACGGCCGGCUACUUUUUGGGCUAUGUCGUGUUUAUUGCGCUCGAGUCGAAAGACUUUUGUAACUCGUAUCUGCGCUCCGUGCCAGCGGAUGAGGGCAUGAUAACGUUGCCACGCUUCCUCUGGUUCUGGGGCGUCACAUUCAUUGUGGCCACCACGCUGGUCGCCCUCUUCAAGCGCGAGAACGACAUUGAGGAUGCCCACACUGAAGCGCGCUACAAGGAGGAGCACGAACUAAACAUACACGAAAGCUAUAAAGUCCUGUGGGACAUGGUACGCAAGCGACCCGUCCAAAUCCUGGCUGGUAUUCUGCUCACGGUAAAAGUGACAUUUGCCGCUUCCGAUGCGGUUACCUCACUGAAGCUCAUCGAUGCCGGCGUGCCGAAGGAGAAACUAGCCCUGUUGGCCAUUCCCGUGAUUCCACUGCAGCUCAUACUUCCCAUUCUGGUGGGUAAAUACACCAACGGACCGCGUCCCAUGGAUGUGUACUUAAAGGCAAUACCCUACCGCAUAUUGCUGGCGUCUGUGGCCACGCUUAUCGCCUAUGCUACGCCAUAUAUGAUCGCUGGAGGGGAGGUGCCCGUCUACUACUAUGUGCUGCUGAUCGUUAGCUAUGGUUGCUAUCAGGUAUUUCUGUACUCCAUGUUUGUGGCAGCUAUGGCAUUCUUCGCCAAGAUAUCCGAUCCCGCCGUUGGUGGCACCUACAUGACAUUCCUCAAUACCUUAUGCAACCUCGGUGGCAACUGGCCAAAUACGGUGGUGCUCUGGCUGGUGGACGUGCUGACCGUAAAGCAGUGUACCACACAGCCCGACAAUCUCUGCGAGAACAAAGAAGGACAGCAGGCCUGCACCACGGCUGACGGCAAGUGCGAAAUAAUCUUUGAUGGCUACUACUUGGAGGCCAUGGUGUGCGUGGUCUAUGGCAUCAUUUGGCUGCUGGUGGUGCGCAAGUGGAUAAUCCAUUUGCAGAAUCUGCCGACGCGUGCCUGGAUGGUGGUCAAGCCUUCCGCGGCAAAGGACAAAUUGAGGUAGCAACUAAUCGUAUGAUCUUCGUUCUGCGCUAGGCGCACAGUCAUUGGUACAAGAAGCUAUAAAUAGAGAACUAGAACUAGGACUAGGACUAGGACCCAAUUGCAUUAUAGGCUAGACAAAUUGUAAAUUUUUGUAAUAGCCGCGGCUCUCAACGGCCUCCGUAUUGUUUUGUAACUUAUUCCAUAUGGAAAUUAAAUUAAAUUUGAUGUUAAAUGGAAUACAGCAUUGGCAUUCAGGCUGCGAGUA
Molecule: messenger RNA, 2074 nt
Organism: Drosophila virilis
Lineage: Eukaryota; Metazoa; Arthropoda; Insecta; Diptera; Drosophilidae
Product: acetyl-coenzyme A transporter 1
Cellular component (GO): membrane
Molecular function (GO): acetyl-CoA transmembrane transporter activity
Source: RefSeq, a predicted model, not a curated record